Molecule: messenger RNA, 5195 nt
Organism: Hippoglossus stenolepis (Pacific halibut)
Lineage: Eukaryota; Metazoa; Chordata; Actinopteri; Pleuronectiformes; Pleuronectidae
Gene: trim33l
Product: tripartite motif containing 33, like
Exons: 14
Coding region: 112-4602 (1496 amino acids)
Biological process (GO): positive regulation of DNA-templated transcription
Cellular component (GO): nucleoplasm; chromatin
Molecular function (GO): zinc ion binding; ubiquitin-protein transferase activity
Source: RefSeq, a predicted model, not a curated record
AGAAGAAGAGAAGGAGGACAGAGACAGAAGAAGAAAUAGCGGAAAUGAAAACAUCACGUUUCUUUACUUUCUACAAAAUUUCAUCUUUGACUUUUAUCUUGUUCCACUUUGAUGAAAAAACACGGAAGUGAAGGAGACAGUUCUGUCCCCAACAUGGAGCCCUCAAGAGACAGUUCUGUCCCCAACAUGGAGCCAUCAAGAGACAGUUCUGUCCCCAACAUGGAGCCAUCAAGAGACAGUUCUGUCCCCAACAUGGAGCCAUCAAGAGACAGUUCUGUCCCCAACAUGGAGCCCUCAAGAGACAGUUCUGUCCCCAACAUGGAGCCAUCAAGAGACAAUUCUGUCCCCAACAUGGAGCCAUCAAGAGACAGUUCUGUCCCCAACAUGGAGCCAUCAAGAGACAGUUCUGUCCCCAACAUGGAGCCCUCAAGAGACAGUUCUGUCCCCAACAUGGAGCCCUCAAGAGACAAUUCUGUCCCCAACAUGGAGCCAUCAAGAGACAGUUCUGUCCCCAACAUGGAGCCAUCAAGAGACAGUUCUGUCCCCAACAUGGAGCCAUCAAGAGACAGUUCUGUCCCCAACAUGGAGCCCUCAAGAGACAGUUCUGUCCCCAACAUGGAGCCAUCAAGAGACAGUUCUGUCCCCAACAUGGAGCCAUCAAGAGACAGUUCUGUCCCCAACAUGGAGCCAUCAAGAGACAGUUCUGUCCCCAACAUGGAGCCAUCAAGAGACAGUUCUGUCCCCAACAUGGAGCCAUCAAGAGACAGUUCUGUCCCCAACAUGGAGCCCUCAAGAGACAGUUCUGUCCCCAACAUGGAGACAACAAGAGACAUUUCUGUCCCCAACAUGGAGACAACAGAGGACAGUUCUGUCCCCAACAUGGAGACAACAAGAGACAGUUCUGUCCCCAACAUGGAGACAACAGGCGACAGUUCUGUCCCCAACAUGGAUACAACAGAGGACAGUUCUGUCCCCAACAUGGAGACAACAGAGGACAGUUCUGUCCCCAACAUGGAGCCAUCAAGAGACAGUUCUGUCCCCAAUAUGGAGACAACAGAGGACAGUUCUGUCCCCAACUUGGAGACAACAAGAGUUAGUUCUGUCCCCAACAUGGAGACAACAGAGGACAGUUCUGUCCCCAACAUGGAGACAACAAGAGACAGUUCUGUCCCCAACAUGGAGACAACAGAGGACAGUUCUGUCCCCAACAUGGAUACAACAAGAGACAGUUCUGUCCCCAACAUGGAUACAACAAGAGACAGUUCUGUCCUCAACAUGGAUACAACAAGAGACAGUUCUGUCCCCAACAUGGAUACAACAAGAGACAGUUCUGUCCCCAACAUGGAGACAACAGAGGACAGUUCUGUCCCCAACAUGGAGCCAUCAAGAGACAGUUCUGUCCCCAACAUGGAGACAACAGAAGACAGCCUCAAUCAGCAGUGCUGCAGCUGUGACACCUCCUCUUCCAGAUGUUGGUGUGUGGACUGUGGUGAGGCUCUGUGUGACGACUGUGUGUCGGCUCAUCGUAGAGUCACAGUAACCAGAUCACACCGGAUCCUCAACCAGCCGCCAGGAAACGUCUCGACUCUUCCGACCAAGUUCUGCAGACUCCACCCGUCUGAGCCGCUCAAACUCUUCUGCCGCACAUGUUUCCAGUACACCUGUCGAGACUGUCAGCUGAUUGGUCACAUGAACCACAGGUAUCUGUUCGUCAGUGACGCUCUGAACCAUACCAAGAAGCAGCUGGUGACCUGGACUCAGCCAAUCAGAGCGCAGAGAGACACAGCGAGUCGGAGUCUGAAGGACAUGCAGACCAGGCUGCAGCACAUCAAGGAAGGUGAAUCUCAGCUGGAAGCGGAGCUGAAGAAGUCGUUCGACAUCUGUGCUCAGCUCCUAAAGAGGAGGAUGGACAACCUGAUGGAGGAGGUCAAGAGGGAGUUGAAGAGUGAGAGUGACUCGAUUCAGAAGCAGAUGGAGAAACUGAACCAGCUGCAGAAGAAACAGAUUUUGGUGACUGAGAGCGCAGAUAGAGCUCAGAACGUCCAGGACCUGCAGAGCCUGUUCAGAUGCUGCACACAGGUGAAGUGUCAGCUGAAGGAUCUUCAGGAUCAGGACCGGUCUCCUCCUGAGACCAUGCAGCUGCUGCAGGUCAUCGUCGAACGCCAGUCUCUUGAAACGCUUUUAAACUUUGGUAAACUUGAAGUCGAGAAGAUUCCCUUCUCCAUCUCACAAACCUCCAAUCGGAAUCCUCCUCCCACCUCAACCUGUCCUACACCCUCCAGCAUGCCCCCAUAUCCCCAAACCACUACCACCAGUGUCACUGUUCCCCCCAUUUCAGUCAGCGGUUCUUCUGCAUUGUUACAGUUGUCGUCCACUCAGUUGAGUCUUCUUCCCUCCUCCGGCCCAAACCUCAACCAGCCCAUCCCUCCUGUGACAACAAGCUUUGCAGUUACCUACCCCAAGCAUGUCCCACCUCUGUCCUCCUCAACUCUGGAGUCAGGGUCUCCUUCGCAGAGAAACCCAAACCUAAUGAUGCUGUUGAAUCACGUCCUGCCAGUUUCUUCUUUAGUCAGUCUGAAGCCUAUCACAUCCAAUUUUUUCCAGUCGACAGAUCAAUCUUCGUGCGGCACAGUCCUCAAACCAUCUCUGGUUCUGAAACAAACAAGUGUUUCUGAUCAGAACCAGCCUUCCACCGCACUGCUUACCAAACUUCAGAUUGUGCAGCAGGUGCCCUGCUGGCCCCACAGUGUCUCCGCAGUCAUGCCUCAGUUUCCCUUGAUGCUCAGUCAGACUAAGGCCAACACCUUACCUGCAGAGACCUUACCAACAAACACAUUGAUAGGAAAGGAUUUGCCAAAACAACAGAAUCACUUGGGCCUUGAGAGAAACUCUGCAUUGCUUCUGGGCAGAAAGUCGGUCCCAGCAGAGAGCCGUCAGGCCUCACUCAGUCAGUGGAUACGUCCUGUGUCCUCUGCAGGAAACUCUCGAUCUGUUGGACAGGGACACAAAGUGCUGCCAAAGCACCACAAUCUGACAGAUAGAAGCUCUGCACCUCCGGCCCAACUAACUCUCAUGUGUGACACAUACGGUAAAAGGUAUGAGAUACCUUUUUCCUCCUCUGUGAAACACCGGCAGAUUCCGGUGGUGAAGGCAGUGGCAGACUCUGCCUGUGAUCACACAGUGCAACAGAUGUCAACAAGGCAGGAAGAGCCUCCUGAAAACAAACCAACCUCUACCGUGUCGGAAGAAACCGAACCUGCCGAGAGCAAACCAACCUCCACCCUGUGUGAAGAAACUGAAGCUGCAGAAAACAACCCAACAUCCACCGUAUCUGAGGAAACUGAACUCGAGGAGAAGAAAUCGACCUUCAACAGACCAACCUUCAUCGUAUCUGAGGAAACGGAACCUGCAAAGAACAAACCAAACUUUAACAAACCAACAUUCAUUGAUUCUGAAAGAACAGAAUCUACAGGGAAACGGCCUCAAACAACAGACAGAACUGCUGAAGAUCUGAGCUCUGUGAUUGGACUGCAUGACUUCUGUCUGAGCAAAUGUCAGCCCAGAGUGUCACUAUUCAGACUGCCAUUGUCCCUGCUCCGAAUUGCAUAUCCAAUGCUAAGUUCCAGUCUCCCUGCAGAAAACAAACACAUGUCUGCCAAAUGUGAAGAAACUGAACCUGCAGGGAAAUUGUCUCCACCUGAAGCAACAGAUACUGAAGAACUGAGCUUUGAGACUGGACAGCGGGACCUCAGUCAGCCCAGAGUGUCUCUGAGCAGACUACCAUUGUCCCUGCUACCAACUCAACGUUCGCUCCCUGGUGUUGUCGCCAGAGAUGCUGACGAUGAGAUUUACGUGGAAGAGCUGGAUGAGGACUGUCAGUCCCACGUCAGUGACAUCUCGGAUGACUUUGGGGAUUUCACAGAACCUCUUUCGUCUCCGGAGUCUCCUGUGACGCUAGAGAUAGUUUACUGCUCAGCAUGUGGAUCUGAUAACAGUUCAAUAAUCUGCUCAUCCUGUGGUCGAGGAUACCACAGAGACUGUCAUAUUCCCCCUGUUGGACCUGACAUGUGGACAGAGUGGAACUGUUCACUAUGUCAGGACCUGUCGGACCCUUCAGACCCCUACAGCUCUAAGAGACCAAAGAGUCCUCAGGGUCCCUGUCUCAAUCUACUGGACCAGAGGAGGUGUGAAAGUCUGCUGCUGCACCUGAAGGUCGAAGGCUGCAGUCGGCUCUCUAAGGUCGGUUGUGUUUGGUUUCGUCUGAUGUUGAUGUCAGAGCGUCUCACUCUCCAUCGUCCUCCUGCUUAUCAAACACCUGCAGAAUUCGUCCGUGACGUCUGGAGUCUAUUCAGACAGAGGACGUCCUCACAGGACGACCUGAUGAAUCUACGUCAGAGUUUUCGGAACAAAUUAAUGGAAACCUUCAAUUCAGAGCUUCGUCCAACAAACAGGAAGAAGUUGGAUUCAAACCAACGUCAUCCAGAGAGUGGCUCCACCAGUGAGUCGCUGCUGAAGAAGACGAGGAAGAGGCUGAGGGAGUUACUAGACAUGAGGGGACACCCAGGACCCAAGAGGACGAAGACGGACAAGAUGGAUGUUUAACACAGAAGAAGUCGACCUCUAGAAGUGUUACUGAUAUUGAACCUAAAUAAAGGAACAAACUCAGAAAUUGUGGGAACUGAAGUUCAUCUGCGUUAAAACUGUUUCUUCUUCCUGCCAUGGAGCUGCAGACUCUCAGUUUUAAGAGUUCAUUUAUUGAUUAUUGAUUUCAUAUUGAACGUUAUUGAUACUUUUGAUCUUAAGAGAUGGUUUCAUUAUGUUCGUUACUUCAGUCUGAAGGUUUUCAGACUGGCUCUAACAAAGAUUGUAAGUGAACAGAUGCAUCACUUUAUGACCUGUAAUCUGUUAUAAUUAUAAUCUGUUAUGUGUGAAUGUGUUUGUAUAGAAAUGAUCAGCUGACUGUUCAAGCAGUUUUUUCACUGUGAUGCAACAAUCAAUCACCAAUAAUAAAUAUUUCAGUCAGUUGAUCUUCAUGAAUGUUAAAGUAAAAUGUUUUGAAGCUCUGUUCAAAGACCCUUUGAGCCGCUGAUCAUAUCUAAACUGAACAGAUCAAUAACUUCAUUUUCUGAUGAUUCAGGUUUGACCAGUUGAUCCACUGAGAUACAGAUUAGAACAAAUAAACUGAACUGUCAUCA